AUGCGGCAGCUCGGCGCCGCCUUUGGCGUUGGCGUAGCAGCUGCCAUUGCAGCGCAAUACAUGUACCAAGUCGUGCUCAAGCGUCGUCGCCACACCGUCCAUUGCACGUCAAUGCCGGUCGCAACGGCGCUCUUUGGAACAGACGUCGCUGCGCAGGAGCUGCUGGCGGAACAGAUGUCCCGCGUCGCCUCAUUCUUUGGCUCUGAAGGCUUUGACAAUAUCAAAAAUGCGUUCGUAGUGGUCGUGGGUCUAGGCGGAGUGGGUUCUCAUGCUGCGCAUAUGCUGGCGCGCUCGGGUAUUGGCAAGCUGCGACUCGUCGACUUUGAUAACGUGACGCUCUCGUCGCUGAAUCGCCAUGCAGUGGCUACACGAGCGGACGUGGGGCUAUCCAAAGUGACGGUGAUGAAGCGCCACCUUCUUGAGAUCGUGCCGGACUGUGACGUCGAAGAGAUGGCGAUCAUGUUUGAGGCCGAGUCAGCCGAGGAGUUACUGGAAGGCAACAUCACGUACGUGUUGGACUGCAUUGAUGACGUCAAGACAAAGUGUGCGCUGCUGGAGGCGGUAACGCGAAAGAAGCUGAAGGUUAUUACAGCAACUGGAGCAGGAGCCAAGGCCGACCCAACGCGUCUGCAAAUUGGAGCGCUCAAGGACGCUAUCCGCGACCCACUCGCUACAAAGAUCCGGUACUUUCUGAAGAAGAAAGGCGUCUCGUCGUCGGAGAUCACGACCAUCUUCUCGAGUGAGAAGAGUUUGUGUAAACUGCUGCCUCUGAACGCAGAGCAGGCACAGAACCCUGAGGAGUUUGGUAAUGUGGAGAACUUUCGCAUCCGUGUUAUCCCCGUACUGGGAACAAUGCCUGCGCUUUUCGGGCAGUCAAUGGCAGCCUAUGUGCUUUGCGACCUGGCUGGGAAGAAGAUCAGCCCCGAAGCGACGGCACGGCUGUCUCGUGAUCAGCGAAACAAACUGUACCAGAAACUACAGCAGCGCGAGCACGUCCUGUUCCACGAGGGCCACAAGAUGGAGCUGCAGAAGGACGACAUUGAGUUUAUCUACCAGGAAAUUUGGCGCGGAUGCAGCUCCGUCGGCCAAGCGAGGAACGGAGGUCACGAUCGACUGUACUUGUCUCGUUGGCGAGCAGAUCGACCGUUGCACCCGGACAACGUGGUGUACCUGACGACGAAGGAACUUGCUGUUUUAGACAAGGACGGCGUUCAGGGCUUUGACCCUGAAGUUGUUGCCCGCGUUGAUGCACGGCUAAGCCAAUUUGGUAGUUGGUCUGUCCCGCAGUAG
Molecule: messenger RNA, 1290 nt
Organism: Peronospora matthiolae
Lineage: Eukaryota; Oomycota; Peronosporomycetes; Peronosporales; Peronosporaceae
Source: the annotation of a GenBank genome assembly